This is a messenger RNA of Parathielavia appendiculata, 444 nucleotides long. RefSeq lists its product as uncharacterized. Lineage: Eukaryota; Fungi; Ascomycota; Sordariomycetes; Sordariales; Chaetomiaceae. Gene Ontology annotation, molecular function: glutamate-tRNA ligase activity; ATP binding. The transcript has 4 exons. The record is from RefSeq and is a predicted model, not a curated record. Bases 1 to 444 code for a protein of 147 amino acids. Gene Ontology annotation, biological process: glutamyl-tRNA aminoacylation. Gene Ontology annotation, cellular component: methionyl glutamyl tRNA synthetase complex; cytosol.
AUGAGGAAUAUCUGCAAAUCGGCUAUACUAAAGCCGCUUCUUAACGACUACUUCGCUUACCAAGCAUGCGAUAAAAACGAGCGACGAGACCGGCCGCCAUCAGAGAGCUUGGCCAUCUUCAAGGAGAUGAAGGACGGGACUGAUUUUGGCAGGAAGCACUGCAUCCGAGCUCGAAUUGCCCUUGACUCACCCAACGGUGCGAUGCGAAAUUCGUGGCUCCAGGAGAAACUGGCACAGCUGCCCCGUACAAAUCUGGACUUUGCCCGCUUAUACUUCCUCCGGACAUUCCUCUCCAAGAAGAAGCUGACCAAGGUGGUCGAUACGGGUAUCGUAACAGGCUGGGACGAUUCCCGGAUGCCGACAGUCCGCGGUCUCACCGUCCCCGCUCUCUGUGGGUUCAUGCUAACGCAGGGCGCCAGUCGGAAUGCCGUCACCAUGGACUGA